CCACGUUCUUGGACCAUUUUAGUGGAACUGAUGCUAAGCUUUCCUAACCCUUAUACUAGUAUUCUCUCUUGACUGUACCUCAUUUUUGACUUUGAUCUACAUCUACAACUCUAGCAUUGAAGAAUGUUUUAUUUGUUGCAAACCAUAAACAUUCUGCAAUAUCCAUUGAUUCACCCAUUCACCAUGGUAGUGCCUUCCAAUAAGACGCUCCUCCUCUUAACUCUUAGCCUCUUCAGUUUUGCAACAGCUGAGGCACAAGACGACCCUUUCUAUCUAAGCCAAGAUUGCUCCAGCGAAAAAACCAAUGAUAAUACCUCCUUCCAAUUCAAGGUCAAGAACCUCCUCUCUGACUUAUCAUCUAACGCCAUUGGCAACACCAAUAUUCGAUUUUACAACACCACAAUCACCGGUGAAAACCCCUCAGACUCAAUCUAUGGACUCUUCAUGUGUAGGGGUGACGUGUCCUCUCAACUCUGCCAACAAUGCGUCCAAAACGCAACCCUAAAACUGUCCUCAGAGUGCUCCUUGUCAAAACAAUCUUUGAUUUGGUACGAGGAGUGCAUGGUUUGGUAUUCCACAGCCCUAAUUUUCUCCACUAUGGCCACAAAGCCUGGAUUCACCAUGCAGAACAGUGGCAACGUCUCAAACCCUUUAAGCUUCAUGCCUUUAGUGUUUUUAACCCUGAACAAAACUGCAGAUGAAGCAUCUCUAUCAACUACUGAUAACAACAAGUUCUUUGCAACAAGGGAAAGAAACGUGAGUGGAUCUCAAACCCUUUAUUGUUUAGCUCAGUGCACGCCGAAUCUAUCACCUCUUGAUUGCAGAACAUGUCUUGGUGAUGCGAUAGGGGAACUUCCUGGGUGUUGUGAAGGAAGAAUAGGAGGGAGAGUUCUAUUUCCUAGCUGUAAUAUUAGGUAUGAAUUGUACCCUUUCUAUGAUAUUCCUUCACCAACACCUACACCAAAGCUGGUUCCUGAAACAAAAGCUUCACAUGCAGAUUCACUUUUUUCAGAAGAUUAUCCUAUUUAUCUUUCCCAUAAUUGCUCAAACAAAACUUUUCUCACUGCCAACAACACUUUCCAAACACACCUCACUACUCUCUUGUCUACCCUAGCUUCUAAUGCCACCAGUGGCAAGAAGUUUUAUAAGGCUAACGUGGAUGACACAGUGUUUGGUCUUUUCUUGUGCCGAGACCGAGACAACAUUCCCUCAAGCCUUUGUGGUGAAUGUGUCCAAAAUGCUACCCAUCAAAUAUCAUCAAAGUGUCCUAUGUUUUCUGAGGCUAUAAUUUGGUACAGCCAGUGCAUGCUUCGUUAUUCAUACAGAAAUUUCUUCAAUAAAGUGGAAAAAAGUCCUGUGUUUUCUGAGUUGAAUAGCACCAAUAAGGGCGAGGAACAAAAUUUCUUUACGGUGAAGUUGGCAAAGACGUUAGAUCAAGCGGCGAUCCAGGCCGGGGACAGUGAUGAGAGAUGUGGAACAAAGACAACAAAAUUGAAUGAUUUGCAAACCCUUUAUACUCUUGCUCAAUGUACACGAGAUUUGUCUAUUGAAGAUUGCAAGGGUUGUCUAGGAAUUGUUAUUGGAACAUCGAUUCCGUGGUCUCGUUUGGGAAGCAUAGGGGGAAGAGUUUUAUAUCCUAGCUGCAAUGUCAGGUUUGAAUUGUUCCAAUUCUACAAGGACAUUGACAAAACUGGGACGCCAUGGCCAGAAAGAAGAAAAGGCCCAUCACGAAUAAUUAUAUUGAUUGUUGUGUUGGCAAGUAUUUCAGUGACGUUGUUCUUUGCGGCUUACUAUUUUCUACGUAAAAAAGCAAGAAAGAGUCAUGCAACUGUUCUCAAAGAAAAUUUUGGCCGUGAAAUUGCCACUUUAGAUUCGUUACAAUUUGAUUUGGCUACCGUUAAAGCGGCCACUAAUAACUUUUCAGACCAGAAUAAAAUAGGCAAAGGUGGAUUUGGAGAAGUUUAUAAGGGUAUUCUUCUCGAUGGAUCACAAGUAGCUAUAAAGAGAUUAUCAAAAAGUUCAAAGCAAGGAGCUAAUGAGUUCAAGAAUGAAGUUUUAUUAAUAGCAAAACUUCAACAUAGGAAUCUAGUGACACUCAAAGGUUUUUGCCUUGAUGAACAGGAGAAAAUACUUAUUUAUGAAUAUGUGACGAACAUGAGCCUUGAUUACUUCCUAUUUGAUUCACGACUACAAAAGUCAUUAAGCUGGUUUGAACGUUAUAAUAUCAUAGGAGGGAUUGCUCAAGGAAUUCUUUAUUUACAUGAACAUUCUAGAUGGAAGGUUAUACAUCGUGAUCUAAAACCUAGCAAUAUCUUAUUAGAUGAGCAUAUGAUUCCAAAAAUUUCAGAUUUUGGACUUGCUAGAAUUGUUGAAAUAAGUGAAGACCAAGGAAGUACAAAUAUUAUUGUUGGAACAUAUGGUUAUAUGUCUCCAGAAUAUGCAAUGCUUGGACAAUUUUCUGAAAAGUCAGAUGUUUUUAGUUUUGGUGUCAUGAUUUUAGAGAUUAUAAGUGGAAAAAAGAAUUUAAUCUCUCGUGAACCACAACAUAUUACCAAUAGUCUCCUACACAAUGUUUGGAAACAAUGGAGAGAUGAUACCCUAUUGAACACUUUGGACCCGACUAUUAUAAAAAAUUAUUCUGAAAUUGAAGUCAUUAGGUGCAUUCAAAUUGGUUUAUUAUGUGUUCAAGAAGAUCCUAAUGCUAGACCUACAAUAGUGACAAUUAUUUCAUAUCUUAAUAGUCAUUUUAUCGAAUUACCAACUCCACAAGAACCUGCAUUAUUUUUGCACGGUAGAAUAACUGAAAAUGCAGUUGUCAGACAAUCAUGUUUCAAUCAAUCUGUCAACACAUCUACGCUAUUCUCUAUCAAUGAAAUGUCUUCAGUCGAAUUUCUUCCUCGAUAGUUAUAUAUAUGGAAGACUGUAUAUACGUGGCAUAACAAGGAAAUGCUUACCCAGGAUACUGCUUUGCUUUCUCCAAGAAACAGCUGCUGAAGGCUGAAUUAAUGCAUCUCAUAUUACAAUUCUAUUUUUUUUUUUUUUUGGUUCUGCUUAUUUUGGUGGUUAUUACCUUUUUGGUUUGUUUCAAUUUAGACGAGUCGGAAGGCUCAUGUGCAUGUGGACGAGCUUAAUUGUUGCCAAUAAAAGGAUUAAGGGAGAUAUGUUCAUAUAUAAAAAGAUUCCUUGCUUUGAUCCUGCUGUGAUAGAUUCAUUGACAUUAUUUGGUGUACACUGUUUAAUGACAAGGGUUUUCAUUUUGAAGGAGGCUAGCUUUCUUGUUUCUGCUGGAUUUUUUUGUUUUUUUUUUUUGUUUUUUCUUGUAUUUGUUUUCGGUGAUCCUAACGGAAGCACACCUUGCUCUAGCUUAAGUCUGUUCUAUUAAUAAAAGUAUUUUUUUUUUGUCUAUAUAUAA
Molecule: messenger RNA, 3412 nt
Organism: Cajanus cajan (pigeon pea)
Lineage: Eukaryota; Viridiplantae; Streptophyta; Magnoliopsida; Fabales; Fabaceae
Product: cysteine-rich receptor-like protein kinase 10
Biological process (GO): defense response to bacterium; protein phosphorylation
Cellular component (GO): plasma membrane
Molecular function (GO): protein serine/threonine kinase activity; ATP binding
Source: RefSeq, a predicted model, not a curated record